This is a messenger RNA of Penicillium digitatum Pd1, 654 nucleotides long. Its product is annotated as nitroreductase family protein. Gene Ontology annotation, molecular function: oxidoreductase activity. The record is from RefSeq and is a predicted model, not a curated record. Gene Ontology annotation, biological process: cellular response to oxidative stress. Lineage: Eukaryota; Fungi; Ascomycota; Eurotiomycetes; Eurotiales; Aspergillaceae.
AUGGGCUCCACUCAACCUGAAUUCAAGAAUGCGGCUACUUCCACUCUUUUGGAGUUGGUGAAGGCUCGCCGCACAUACUAUGACCUCAAGGGCGAGAGUCCCGUCUCUGACGAUGUCAUUGAGCGUAUUGUUCAGGAUUCCGUUCUGCACGUUCCUAGCUCCUUUAAUACUCAGACCUCUCGUGUUGUGCUCCUGCUGAAGGAGGAGCACAAGAAGGUGUGGGAUAUUGCUCUUGACGCCUUGGAGGGUCUGGUCACCGCUGGACACGUUCCUAAGGAACAGUUCGAGACUUCUACAAAGCCCAAGCUGGAGUCUUUCCGCGCUGCCUACGGAACCGUCCUUUUCUUUGUUGACUUUGAGUCGCUCGCUCCUAUUAAGGAGAAGUUCGCUACCUACGCCGACAAGUUCGACCCCUUUGCCCUGGAGUCGAAUGCUAUGUCUCAGUACCUUGUCUGGACUGCCCUUCAGUCCGAGGGCUUCGGCGCCAACCUUCAGCACUACAGCCCCCUCAUUGAUGAGCAGAUUGCCAAGACUUGGAACAUCCCCGCCUCCUGGAAGUUGGAUGCCCAGCUGGUCUUUGGUACUCCUAACUCUCAGCCUGGCGAGAAGGCCUUCGCUCCUCUUGAGGACCGCUUCAAGGUGUUUGGCAAAUAA